Molecule: messenger RNA, 5952 nt
Organism: Danio aesculapii
Lineage: Eukaryota; Metazoa; Chordata; Actinopteri; Cypriniformes; Danionidae
Product: E3 ubiquitin-protein ligase TRIM39-like
Exons: 7
Coding region: 215-1663 (482 amino acids)
Molecular function (GO): protein binding; zinc ion binding
Source: RefSeq, a predicted model, not a curated record
GAGACUGAUUUCCUUCUCUCGUCUGUCCAGCUUUCACUUUGUCUCGGUGUAAAACUGAUCAGGAGAACAACCAGAAACUUUUUCAGGAAGGAUUUUGGAGAAAUUUGUUUUAGUUUACAGAACUUUGUCAUUUUUGUGGUGAUUAGUUUGUGAAAUCGUCGUCUAGAGAGUCGGAGUGAAGAUUUGAUUGCUAAAAUUCUUGACAGCAGUGAAAAUGGAUUCAGCAUCAGCAGAAGAUCUUACUUGUCCUGUGUGUAAAGGAAACUUCAAGGAUCCUUUUGUUUUAACAUGUAAACACAGAUACUGUACAGAGUGUCUUCGAUCAUUAUGGAGAGACACAGAAACUAAGACGUGUCCUUUGUGCAGAAGACAAUCCUCACUUGAGCUUCCUCCAGAUAUGUGCAUUUUACACAAUGUGAAACUCCAGCUCUUCUGUGUGGAGGACCAACAGUAUGUGUGUUUAACAUGUGUUAACUCUGAAGAACACACCAAUCACACAUUCAGAUCCAUCAAAAGAGGCAUUUCAUCACUUAAGGAGACAAAGGAGAGAAGUUCAACUGAGUCAGAGACGAUCUGCAGUUUACAUAAUGAGAAACUCCAGCUCUUCUGUCAGGAGGAUGAACAGCCUGUGUGUGUAGAUUGUGUUUAUGCUGAAACACACACCAAUCACUCAUUUAAAUCCAUCAGUGAAGCUGUUUCAACAUAUAAGGAGAAGCUCAAAACAGAAAUGAAGACAUUAGAAGAGGAUCGUAAACACAAAGAAAACCUUAAAGGAGAAUUUGAGGAAUCAGCUAAACACAUCAAGGUUAAGGUCGACCACACAGAGAAACAGAUUGAACAUCAGUUUGAGGCGCUUCGCCAGAAACUCGAAGAGGAAAAACAAGCAGUGAUCGCUGCACUGAGGGAGGAAGAGGAGAAGAUGAUGAAGAAGACAGUGGAGGAGAUCGACAGUCAGAUCUCAACUCUUACAGAUGCAAUCAAAGACACAGAGGAGAUGCUGAAAGUCAGUGAUGACUGCUUACUAAAGGAGGCUGAUGUCUUAAGGAAAAGAGUCCAGAUCUCACAGCUGGAUCCAGAACUGCCAUCUGCAGCUUCAAUAAAUGUGUCACAGUACAUGUGGAACCUGAUGUCCAACAUCAAGAAAAAGAUGGAGGAGACGAUAAAUAACAUUUUCCAGUACACUCCUGUGCUUUUGGAUCCAAAAACAGCUCAUUCGGAUCUCGUAGUGUCUGAAGAUCUGACCAGUGUGAAGAGAGAGAAGAGUCCUGAUGAUAAAAAGAAACCCUACCAUCCGUAUGUUCUGGGUUCAGAGGGUUAUACCUCAGGAAAACACAGCUGGGAUGUGGAGGUGAAAGACAGUAAAUUCUGGACUAUUGGAGUAAUGGCAGAAUCAAACCACAAAAAGGGAGGUGAUAUCUUUACGUCUGACAACUGGAGUGUUCACUAUGAUAGCUAUAGUAUGAGCACAUGGGCUGGAUUUUCUGUUUGUCAACAUCUUGAGUGUGUGAGAGUUGAACUGGACUAUGAUAAUGGAACAGUGUCUUUCUCUGACCCUGUAAAAAACACACUUCUACACACAUUCACAACCACCUUCACUGAAACUGUCUUUCCUUUCUUCCAUACUCUCGACUCUCUGAAGAUCUUGAGAUCGAGUGAUGAGUAAAUGUAGGUCUGAAUGUUUAAGUUUUCAUGUUUCCAUUACUUAAUCCACAAGACAUGAGUUAGGCUGACACUGACGUUCACAUACCGUUAUUAAACAACAGAUCAGUGAUAUUAAUUUAUAUUAGUUGAUUUUACAUUCUGUAAGUCCUGAUGGCGCUUGCAUUCAAAGGGCCACGAAACCCCCGUUUCAGCAGGGUUUUUUCACCACUAGUUUGGAAAAAGUCAGGAAAGUGGGCGUGUCCAGCUCGGUUAAGGGGGGAGUGUCGGAGGAGGGAAAGAGGGAAGGUGCAUAGAAAUUUGCAUAAAACUGGGAGUUUCAGUUUGGGCAGGCGCUGAUUCUCACAGAGGCAAAACAAACACACAGACGCAGAGGAGAAAGACAGUGACUGCGUUUACAUGGUCAUCAGUAAUCAAAUUAUUUGCCAAAUUAUUAAAUGGUUGACUUUAACUGCAGUUUGGCUCUUUUAUUCAGGAAUUUCAUUUAUACCCCUCAUGAAAAACGAGAUAUUUGAUUCGAGGAGCUGCUGGAAGCGUGUAUUUUAAAUGCAGUGUUUGAUACUCCAUGGCAAAUGAGAGAAAAAACCCUUCGCAUUUCUCAGUAACUUAGAUGCACUCGGCAGGUAGUGUCAGAAAGCCGUGUGUGUUAUUCCUGUCACAAAAUGUGGCGAAAAUCCUACACGACGGUAACUUUGAUUGCAGUGUUUAUAUGUUUACAUUGGAGAGCAGCACACACACUUACCAAAUCUGUAGAGACUGGACAAUCAACACCAACUGGAGCCGCGUCUUUAUUAAAAAGAGACAAGCGGCAAAUCCGGAUUUCACCGUUUCCAGAUGAGAAAAGCUCUCGGGUAAACAAUGUUCCUUAGACACGUAUUUUUGUUGCGUGUGACGUGCACUGAUCCACACAUGAGUCCAGCUGCGCUCUCAAAGAGGGAAAAUGAAAACAAAACCUUCACGGCAGCAAACUAUAAAAGCAACAUUGACGACUCGUAUCUCCAAACAAUUCUUCUUCUCCCACUUGUUUUGGCAACACAACAUGGCGUCUCUCUGCCGUCUGAACACUGUACAGGUACAAACAGUCUUCGAAGCUAUCAUGCAUAUUAAUGAAGUUGCACCGCAUCCACAACAGAGCGCUUAUUGGUUUGAGCCAAGUCUUACUCAUGAAUGACUCCAGCACACUCAGAGACGUAAUACGGUACUCCCAGGUACAGACGUCCAGUCUACACGCAAGUAUCUAAUGGCCGUGACGCAGCUUCAAAAAUUCGUUUCAAACCGGAAGAACGAAUUAGCCUGAAAUAUCACAAAAACAAACAAUUUUCACUUUUUUUUUGUGUAAUAUAUGUGUCCUAAUAGUGUUUUUAGCAGUAUGGGACACAUAUACAACUGUCAACAGCUAAAAACAUGUGUUUUGGUGUUUUAUGACCCUUUAAAACAUCCUUUUAUCUCGUUUUACAUGUGAACAACUAAAUAAAUUUGAAAUUAAACAUUUUCUCUGCACAGGGCUCAACAGUGCGACCAUUUCGCUCGCAUUUGCAGCUAAAAAUAGAUGUGUGCGAACUGGGAUCGUAAAACAACAUGCUCUUCUGUGUGUGAAUGUACAAAGAAAUCACUCAAACCAGUUAUAUUAUUGUUAAUGGCUCAAAGCCAGUAUGAGUGUAGUUUAUCAGUCAGGAAAAUCAACCAAAGUCAACAUAUAUUGUUUAAAUUUUAGUAUUGUUUUUUGUUUAUAAUUCUUUUAUCAUAUUUCCUUGAUUUUGGAGGGAAACGCAGUAUUGAUGUUUCAUGUGAUUUCCGUGGUUUUAAUUAUUUUACUGCAGGGGCGGACGACCUUUAUAAACCACUGAAUCAAUGAAUUUUGUUGUGGGAUUAUUGAUCAAGCCUCAGAACUGAAUUAUUUUUUUUUACUCUUCUGGUCUUCUUUUAAAUGCCAGUGUCAUUUAUGUCUAUUUUAUUUAUUUUUUAUUAAAGAUUUAAUUUUUUGGCCAUUUUGCCUUUAUUAGAUAGGACAGUAUUUAGGACAGGAGGCGAAGUUGGAGAGAGAGAGGGGGGUAGGGUAGGGAAAUGUCCUCGAGCCGGGAUUCGAACUCGCAACGCCCUGACGUGCUACUGCACCAUAUGUCGACGCGCUAACCACUAGGCUAUUGCACCGACUAUUUCUUGUUUUUUUGCAGAAAUUUUGUACAGCACAUUGGUUGACUACUGUUAUUUUAUUGUUUGUUUUUUAUUAAUAAAUGUUGUGUCUGCAGCUUCUGUUGAAAAUAAUUCCCAAUAAUAUCAAAGAUGAGCCACUGCGCACACACUCUUUGGGGACUUUAUUAGGUAUACCUUACUAGUACAGGGUUGGACCCCUUUUUGCCUUCAGAACUGCCUUAAUCCAUCAUGGCAUAGAUUCAACAAUGUACUGGAAAUACUCCUCCGAGAUUUUGCUCCAUAUUGACAUGAUAGCAUCACACAGUUGCUGCAGAUUUGUCGGCUGCACAUCCAUGAUGCAAAUCUCCCGUUCCACCACAUCCCCAAGGUGCUCUAUUAAGUUGAGAUCUGGUGAUUGUGGAGGCCAUUUGAGUACAGUGAACUCAUUGUCAUGUUCAAGAAACCAGUCUGACUAGGCUGUGGUGUUGACACACUGCUCAAUUGGUACUAUUGGGCCCAAAGUGUGCCAAGAAAAUAUCCCCCAUACCAUUACACCACCACCAGCCUGAACAGUUGAUACAAGGCAGGAUGGAUCCAUGCUUUCAUGUUGUUGAUGCCAAAUUCUGACCCAUCCAUCCGAAUGUCGCAGCAGAAAUUGAGACUCAUCAGACCAGGCAACGUGUUUCGAAUCUUGUCCAGCUGUGUGAAUUGUAGCCUCAGUUUCCUCAGGUCUUCUGCUGCUGUAGACCAUCCACCUCAAGGAUGGAUGUGUUGUGUGUACAGAGAUGCUCUUCUGCAGACCUCGGUAGUAACGAGUGCUUAUUAGAGUUAUUGUUGGAACCAGUCUGGCCAUUCUUUUCUGACAUCAACAAGGCAUUUGCGCCCACAGAACUGCCGCUCACUGGAUAUUUUCUCUUUUUCAGAUCAUUCUCUGUAAACCCUAGAGAUGGUUGUGGGUGAAAAUCCUAGUAGAUCAGCAGUUUCUGAAAUACUCAGACCAGCCCGUCUGGCACCAUCAACCAUGCCACAUUCAAAGUCUCUUGAAUCCCCUUUCUUCCCCUUUCUGAUGCUCGGUUUGAACUCCAGCAGAUCGUCUUGACCAUUGGCUGUUUCUCAAUAUGCGUUGUACAGCGGUCUUGCGUCCUCGUGUUCUCGUGUAAAACCCAAAGUUCAGUUCCAAAAUUCAAGACUGUAAGAACAGAGGAGGCAUAAAAGUUCCUGGAUGUGUUCUUGAUAUCGAGGACGCACCGAUGCAGACUUGAGCACCGAACUCACUCUAGAAGUCCCAGAAGUCAUUGCGACUAAUUGUGGGAAGUGCAGCAUUUUAUAUAGGUGCAUUAUUAAAGUUCAGAGAUAUCACUUAUUUACCUCAGGAGCUUCCCCAAAAUGAAACUGUGACUACAAACAUCACCAUGAACAUCUUAAUAAAGGAAUAAACACAUUAAGGGUGUUUAUUUGCUGAAAUUCGUAUUAAAAUCUGUUUUAUUUAUAUUGUUCAACAUAUAUUUGUAAAGUUAUUCUGCAGAGUAUAUAUUGUGAAAAGGGAAAAAACAAUAAAUUGCUGUAUGAAUGCUGUGAUGUUUAAACAAUUUUCCAUUAAAAAAGCGUGAAGGUCAUGUCACCAUCAGAAAGAACCGGGGAUGACCGCAACGUCAUAUUUCUCACAGGAUACAUUCUCUCUUCUUGUGGUCUCCUGAGCUCGUUCUUCCGAGGACACCAGCAAGACUGGCCUUCACAAGAAUGCAAGUCCGUUCUCUGUGUUCUUGGAAUUGAGAAACAGCCACUGUCUCCAUGCCUAAAUGCAUUGAGUUGCUGCCAUGUGAUUGGCUGAUUAGAAAUUUGCUUUAAUGAGCAGUUGGACAUGUGUACCUAAUAAAGUGGCCAGUGAGUGUAUAUGUUCAACUUUAUUAUAAUUCUUUUAAAACAAAUUAGCACAGUGGCCAACAGAGAGCUUAAUGCACUACAAUUUAAGAAAACAUAUGCAAUUACAAGCAAAUUAAGAAAGGACCUUCAUCUGUUUGACAACAUACUUGUUGCAAAAAAAACACAAAAACAUUAAGAAAAUGCUGCAAAUUCUCACAACGGAAAUGUUUCAAGGGGACCCAAAAACAUGACGGAUAUGGCUGGGAUUUGUUUAUUGUUGUUUGUUUUUGGACAUUG